Molecule: messenger RNA, 1777 nt
Organism: Oldenlandia corymbosa var. corymbosa
Lineage: Eukaryota; Viridiplantae; Streptophyta; Magnoliopsida; Gentianales; Rubiaceae
Source: the annotation of a GenBank genome assembly
AGAAAAAGAAAAAACCACACAUACAAAACAAGAAAAAGCGUUUCAAAGAAAUAUUCACAGAAUCCAAAACCCUCCAAAAACCCAGAGAUUGGGGAAAAAUCAAAACACACAGUGUCAUCGAUUGUAAAAGCACAAAGAAGUGACGGAAAAAAUGAAGAAGAUACCAUUGAUUCUGAUGGGCUGUGGUGGUGUUGGCCGCCAACUCCUCCAACACAUUGUUUCCUGUCGAUCCCUUCACGCCAAACAGGGUGUGAGGUUGAGAGUAGUCGGAGUGUGUGAUAGCAAUUCCUUGAUUGUGGCAUCAGAUGUUAUCAAUGGCGAAGUGGAUGAUGUGGGUUUGACCCAAGUUUGCAAGGCUAAGUCCAAUGGUGCUUCUCUGGCUACUGUUAGCAGUCAUGCGAUGUCUGGUCAAGAAGUUACAAGCAAAAUCAUUGAGGUUGUUUCUCUUCUGGGUAACUCAACAGGCUUGGCUGUUGUAGACUGCUCUGCUAGUUCAGAAACUGCUGGAAUACUAAGCCAGGUGGUAGAUUUUGGUUGCUGUGUGGUGCUUGCUAACAAGAAGCCACUUACUGCUUCACUGGAAGUUUAUGAUAAGUUGGUGUCAUUACCUCGCCGCAUUAGACAUGAGUCAACUGUUGGUGCAGGCCUUCCUGUUAUAGCAGCAUUGAAUCGUAUAAUAUCUUCUGGAGAUCCAGUCCAUCGCAUUGUCGGGAGUUUAAGUGGUACCCUUGGAUAUGUGAUGAGUGAACUUCAAACUGGAAAGCCUUUUAGCAAAGUUGUCACUGUUGCAAAAAGCCUUGGAUACACUGAACCAGAUCCCCGAGACGAUCUUGGUGGCAUGGAUGUUGCAAGAAAGGCUUUGAUUCUUGCUCGUCUUCUAGGGCAUCGUCUGACAUUGGAUAGCCUUAAGAUUGAGAGCUUGUACCCUGUAGAAAUGAGACCCAGUGUGAUGCCUAUUGAAGAUUUCUUGGUGAAUGGCCUACCGCAACUUGAUGCUGACAUCCAAGAUAGGAUCACAAAAGCUUCAUCAAAGGGGAAUGUUCUACGUUAUGUUUGCUUGAUUGAGAAAACUAGGUGUGAAGUUGGCAUUCAAGAACUUCCAAAAGAUUCUCCUUUGGGAAGACUGAGAGGAAGUGACAAUCUGUUGGAGAUAUACAGCAGAUGUUACAACGAACAGCCAUUGGUUAUCCAAGGUGCCGGAGCCGGGAAUGAUACAACAGCUGCUGGUGUGCUUGCUGACAUUCUCGAUAUUCAAGACCUAUUUCCUUGAUACAAAAAGUUUCAUGCUUGGCUUUGAUGUAAGAUUUUGGUUACUUUUUGCUUAUGCUAUGCAUUCGAUUGGCACAAUUCGCAAGAAGAUGCAGGUGUAAAACUAACAGGAAAGAAACAAAUAGAGACAAUAACUGGUUUCUUGAAAAUGAGUAUUACUCACUCUAUCCAAACAGAUAGUCCAUAGAGAAUGAUGAAUUUUUUUUUUUUUUCCUUCUGUUUUUUUAGGAUAUAGGUAGUAUAAUACUCUCUCCAUCUCAUUUAUACAAACUAAAAAUAUUAAAAUAAUUUAAGUGAAUUAUUUUUUUAGGAUAGAGAGAAUAGUUCGUUGAUGAUUAUAUUUCUUAAACCAUAUUAGAUUUAAAUCGUAUUAGGGUUAAAUCUUAUAGUGAUCGACUGAUUGCUAUUACUUAGAAGAAGAAUAUAUUGUAUUUGUAUAACCAUACGUAGUUUACUAGUAAGGAUAAUAUUUUUCUUAUUUAUUUAUUUUUCUUUUCUAAAGAAUAAC